AUGGAGGCCUACGCUGACGAGGUUGGAGCUCCGAACUCGCGGGAGACGGCGGACCUCGACGAGAAAGUGAGUCGGUUGGUGAUCCUCUGGACCAAGAAACGCUCGGGUUCUCCGUCGCAGGCGCCGGAUUCUUCAGUUUUGACUUCGUCGGCAGCGGUUUCUGGGGAUGGAGGCGGAGGGAUCUCAGAGGUCUAUAACAAUGGGGAUGUGUAUGAGGGAGAGUUUCAUAAAAGGAAGUGUUCAGGGAGCGGGGUGUAUUAUUACUAUAUGAGUGGGAGGUAUGAGGGGGAUUGGGUUGAUGACAAGUAUGAUGGGUAUGGGGUGGAGACCUGGGCGAGGGGGAGUCGAUAUAGAGGGCAGUAUAGGCAGGGGUUGAGACAUGGCUUUGGUGUCUAUCGGUUUUAUACGGGGGAUGUCUAUGCCGGUGGGUGGAGUAAUGGGCAGAGCUAUGGGUGUGGUGUGCAUACGUGCGAGGAUGGGAGCUGGUAUGUUGGGGAGUUCAAGUGGGGAGUCAAGCAUGGGCUUGGGCAAGUUUGA
Asparagus officinalis (garden asparagus) is the source of this 537-nucleotide messenger RNA. RefSeq names its product radial spoke head 1 homolog. The transcript is spliced from 2 exons. Lineage: Eukaryota; Viridiplantae; Streptophyta; Magnoliopsida; Asparagales; Asparagaceae. The coding region runs from base 1 to 537 and encodes 178 amino acids. The record is from RefSeq and is a predicted model, not a curated record.